ACAUUUGAGAGCAGUAUAGCGUCGGCACUACGGCAGUGAUAGUCAAACAGGAUUCGUUAAAAUUUAAAGAUUUAAACAACUCUCGCUUGGACGACUUAAACCCAGUUCUAGAGUUGGAUUGGUUGUGAAUUGGUGGAGGUGACCAUUUCUCCUGGUGUUCACUUCACCCAUGCGAGGAGUCGUCACAAGAGCAAAAAUAUAUAAUCAUCUCUCAUCAGUGAUUUCAUCAGUGAAUUUGGUGUUCAUUUUUUUUCUUUUUUUUUCUCUCCUCUGUGGUGGUGCCCUUCGUUGUCGCCUUUGGUUUCGUUUUUCAAACAACAACCCUCUUGGUUGUUCUUUAUUCGUGUUCUUCUAUUUUUUUUACGAGGAAAAAUAAAUAAUUCACCGCCGUCACCAUGCUAUCUUGGGGAGCAGCUAUCAAGUCUUUUACAAUUUUCGGUCUCAAUUCCUUAGAAUGGGCCGGUUUAGCGAUAACGACGUUCAUCAUUGUCUAUUUUGGACUUGAACUCUUAAAUGUUAUCUACAACACUUGGCUUGGUCAACUCAUGGGGACUUAUGCUGACCUCAAGAAGAUGGGAAAGUGGGCAGUUAUCACUGGAGCCACGGACGGUAUUGGAAAGGCUUAUGCUGAAGAGCUUGCUAGAUUAGGCAUUGACGUCGUUUUAAUCAGUCGUUCUUUGGAUAAACUUAAAAAAGUUGCUGCAGCUAUUGAGUCAGAGUUCAAAGUAAAUGUGAAAGUAAUAGCGAUCGACUUCACUCAGGAUGUCGAGAUUUAUGAGACGAUUCGUAAAGAGUUGGAGGGGCUGGAAAUUGGGACGCUGAUCAACAACGUGGGGAUGGCGUACCCUUAUCCUGAGUACUUUCUCGACAUGCCCAACGGCGACAAGUUGUGCAUGGAUAUGAUUUUCUGCAAUUUGGUCUCCGUCACAAUGAUGAUUCGUGUCGUGAUGCCACAAAUGGUGGAAAGACGACGCGGUGUGGUGGUCAAUAUCGGAUCUAUCGCUGCCAUUGCUCCCACCCCGUUGAUGUGCGUUUAUGGUGCUUCAAAGGCCUUUAUGGAUAAGUUGUCGCGGGACUUGAUAACCGAGUAUUCCGAUAAGGGUAUCAUCGUCCAAAGCGUGCUUCCCGGAUAUGUCGCCACAAAUAUGAGUCGUAUACGAAUGUCCUCCUACACAGCACCCUCAGCUACGGAAUACACCAAAGUGGCUUUGAAAACGAUCGGACUGCAAAGCAGAACGGCAGCUUAUCCUCCUCACCGUGUUAUGCUUUUCGGAAUCAGAUGGGGUGACUUUUUCCUCCCCAACUAUCUGGCUCAGGUUUCCUACCGGACGAUUCACCAAAUGUGGCUGAAGGCCAAGAAAAAUCAAGCACGAAGAGCUAAAGCACAAUAGAAAGGUGUCCUCUCACAGACCAACUCGAAGAUAAUUAAGACAAUGAUCAUAUUGUUAUUGUUAUUUGACAUUUGUCCCUUCAUCUCAUCCACAACUCAACACUUGAUCCGCGGACUGGAAAUUUUUUAAACUUGGACAGUAAAGGACAAAUAGAGCUCACUAAUUUUAUUUUACUUUUUCCGGGAUUGCGAUCGAGGUCAUGGUUUUAUUAGCCUUUCUUGCAUGUCCUCCUUUAGUGUUUCUUGAUGAUUUAUUAUUUCUGUCUCGCCACCCUCUUUGAUAAUAAUAUUAUAUAUUCAUGAGUUUGUUGCAUAGUUUUACUUUAUGGUUUUUAAAAGUCUGACAACUGCUCAUCCUUGAUGAUGGGACAUUAGCUUUCCUUGAACGUACAUGCAUAAUUGUGCGUCACGAAUUCUUCCCGUUCAUAUUUUGCAAGCUCUGUUUGUGUGCUUAACAAUUUGCAAAGGAUUACAACUUAUUACUAUAUUACAAUUUUUAAAAAGCCAGUCUACUUGAGCAUAAUUAUGGGCAUAAUCCUCUACGCAACUACAUAAGUAAGUACUUACAUAUACGAAACUGUGCAAUGCAAGCUAUGCAAGUCUUGCUACAUAAUGUGGUAUUACGUCAAGUGUAUAAAUUUGAGAUUAUCAUUUUUCUAUAAUAUUUCGUGCAAAGUACUGACGAUGAGUGCUCCAUAACUAGUGAUUCAACUUAAUUUUAGUUCGUCACUGUGUGAUACAUAAAUAUGUAUGUACUUAAGUAGACACAAAUGUCGAGAAAAUGUUGUUUUUUGUUAAUAAAUUUUUGGAGCAGUA
Folsomia candida is the source of this 2206-nucleotide messenger RNA. RefSeq names its product very-long-chain 3-oxoacyl-CoA reductase-B. The transcript has 6 exons. The record is from RefSeq and is a predicted model, not a curated record. Gene Ontology annotation, molecular function: oxidoreductase activity. Gene Ontology annotation, cellular component: endoplasmic reticulum. Lineage: Eukaryota; Metazoa; Arthropoda; Collembola; Entomobryomorpha; Isotomidae. The coding region runs from base 396 to 1391 and encodes 331 amino acids.